UCUGAAGCCAGGGGGAUUAGCCCUGUACUAUGUAUAUUUAGGUGAUAUUAGAUUAUUCUAUUUUAGAAAACAAGAAAAAACUCAUGAAAGAAGAAUCUUUGGUAAUUACUUUUUCUUCAUAAGUAGUUGGGAAAUGCAAACCUGUUGAUUAGAGCAGUGCAGCAGAGGAUGCUUUGGAUGCUCUGCGGGGGAUUUUGCCUUCAUACCUUGCAGUUUAAUGUCAGCAUUCUGGCUUCUAGUUUUGCCCUUCAACUCUUAUUUUCCAGCUUCAUUUUAGAACACACACAACAUGCAUCAGCUGGAUCAUCCAAAGUAGAUUUACAGUAUGAUCGGCUGCUGCUGUAUGGAGCAAAUUUGAUGUUGCAUAACUUGUUGUUGUUAGGUGAAAACCGAUGUUUUGCCUGUUUUAGCCUAAAGGGUUACAGGCUGUUUGACAGGUUGGAAGUGCUUUAUAUUGUUGCAUGCUUUCGAAACAUAUUGCAUGCAGUGAAAAAACAAUUUUAGUCCCUGUACAGCAUGUAUAAUUAGUCUUCUCCUUUAAGAAACGGGAUAGGAUGCUUAGAUAAACAGCAACAGCGGUGUUUUUCACUCAGCCCCAUGGUGGUAUGUAGCCUGCAGAGAAUAUGUAAGUUGGUACCUCAGGACCUGAUCCCCCACUGAAUGAGAGGAUUAGCCUCCCUUCUGAUGUAUGCACACACUGGUCAGGCUUUCACUGAAACUACAAAGAGUAUACAAUGACCAAAAGAUCAAAUAGCAGCUAUUUCUGUUCAUUAGUCUUCUUUGAAAUGCAAAAUAUUUUCAUUCAGUUACAGUUACGUCAUGCAAAUGGUGAUAUAAUGAAAGAUCACACUUAGACCUUAUGAGUUGUUUAUAAGGAAUCAAACACCUCAGUGUCAUUCAGAACUAUUGUCAGUCUUUGUUGGUCAUCUGUUUUUCAGAGAGAAAGAAAAAUACGCAAAUAUUAAAUAAUUUCACCCCACCGCAGGUUUUUGAUUCAAGAAAAUGAACUGAGCCAUAGAUAACUGUAUUUAAAUGGAAGAAGACGCCCGAGUCUCGAUGUUAUUUCAUUUGGAGGAAGUAAUAUAGUCUUUCCUCACUGGAAUACAUUUGAGAGUUUGGUAUGACAUAAUGCACACACAACAUGUUCUUAAAAAAUAUACUGCGUCUUUAAAAAAAGCUCCUUCAGAUAGGUCAUGUCACCACUGGGGAUAGACAGCAGCAUGCUAUGACGCUACGAUGAUUGGCGAGGUAGUUAGGGAUUGAUUUUCAACCCUGACAAUAAAUGCAACAGCAGGAUGUCUGAGGGAUUUGUCAGCCCCCCUCCCUUCCAGUCAAAAUGCUCCCUGUAAUUAUCCUCAUUUGCUGCUCCAAAAUUGCCUUCUUGUUGGAAGAAAUCAUUGAAGAGAAGCAGCACUGGCAGAAACAGGAAGCGCAGGCUGUCUCUGCCCAAUACAGAUUGAGUACUGAAGCCUCCGGGGUUUGAUUUAGAAAGUCUCCACAGAGGCGCAUUAGGACAACAUCACAUUUGAUGUUGUUAAAGCAUCCAGGGAACCUUCUGAGUAAGCAAAUAUGACAUUUAAGUGACUCAUUUUUGUUUUUUCAAAAGGACGCCCUCUAGUUCACACCACUACAGUACACUGCAGUCUGUAUAAGAUGGAGUAAAAAUAAAAAGGUUGCAGGUUAGCGAGAGUGUGACUAUAUUAGAUGUUCUAUUUGAAGAAUUACUAAGGUUUUUAAUAAUGCUCCAGCUGCUUAUUAGAGAUCAUAAAUUCAAGAUUGUGUGCUUGCUGCUCUGCUGAAUGGUUGUUUAAGCUGAUAUUCCCCAUGCUGGAAGAGCUUUUAUCUUAUUAAAUCCAGCAGAGCGGAAUAAACAGAACUAAAUGAAUCUCUCACAGAUUAAAUUUCUUCAAGGGUUGUAAAACCUCUGUACACAUAAUACCCUGUACCAUGUCCAUCAGGCAGAAAGGCUGUGGUGUAGCAUAUGCUGUGCAGUGAAACUCUUCAAAAAUGUGCAGGAUUUGUGGAGCGAACCUCGGCAGAGAGAGAAGCAGUAGGUGAAUCACUUCUGUGGCUGUGAAAGAGCCAGUGCCGAUAUUAGACCGACACCCACUCACCAGUUUGGCUAGUCCAUGCUGUGCGCUGUGUUCCACUUGUUGAACCACUUAAAACAGUGCAAAUAACAUGUAGCAGUGGAUGUUUAUUCACAGAUUCGCAAUAAUUGAUUAGCUAUCGUUAUCUUCAAUACAGCAGCUGUCAUAUAAACGCAGUGAAGGGUCAGAGUUAGGGCUGGAAAAGGCAUUCUAGCACUUUGGAAAGGCAGAGCAGCAUAAAAAAAAAAAAUCAAACACAAUUUCAAGUAUUACAAAAUUCUGAUUGGUCGUUCAUACAGUAAUGGAUCUUUGACACACUGCACUUUGCCCACAUCUCGAUCACACCUCCUUCGGAUGUGCCACGCCUUGUCAUCAUUGCAUGUCACAUAAGUCAGAGUCCGUGUCAUAAACUGCUACAGUAAUGACCCGACAGAGAUCCUGUAACGAUGGUGCUCAACCCAACACACCUUCAGCUGAUAACCUUCAGUCAGUCACUCCUUAUGUCCAUCCUCAGUCUGUGCUGCAGGUUAGCUGUUGGUAUAUCUCUUACUUACAUGAACCAACUUAUCUGGCCCUAUACGGGUCUCAUGGACUUGUGCCCUAAGGGUGGGACCAUCGUUUCAAAGGACAUUUGCACGUACUUAAUAAUAUGGUGCUACAAGGGGUAUACUGCAGAGUCCUCUGAUGUCAUCUGCUGGUUGCAGCACAUUGAUCUGUGGAGAGUUGUCUUGUUUGAAAGUUGAUCUCCGUGGUACCCGCCACCUCCUCACUUCCCAGCAUUCCUUGCCUGGGAUCCCUGUGGCCUUGAAACAAUCCAUUGACCUACGUACUUCCAUGGAUGGAAAAUACAAGGAGAUUGCCGAAGAGCUGUUCUCACGCAGCCUGGCAGAGAGCGAGAUGCGGAGCGCCCCCUAUGAAUUUCCAGAGGACAGCCCCAUUGAACAGCUGGAGGAGAAACGUCAUCGCCUUGAGCGACAGAUCAGCCAGGAUGUCAAGUUUGAACCUGACAUACUCCUACGAGCCAAGCAAGAGUUCAUGAAGACUGACAGUGCCACAGAUCUUGAAUACAUGAAGGAGCAGAGCCAAAUUCCUGACCUGCAGGAGAGAGAACCGGUCCCUGAGAGGGAGUACCAGCGAGUCACUAUUUCUGGAGAAGAGAAAUGUGGGGUUCCAUUUACAGAUCUGCUGGAUGCUGCCAAAUGUGUAGUGAAGGCUCUGUUCAUCAGGCAAAAGUACAUGGGCCUGUCGCUGCAGAGCUUCUGCAGAACCACUGCUCGUUACCUGCAGGAGCUGAGUGAGAGACCCCUAGACUUAGAUAUCUAUGAGGAAGAGAUCCCAGAAACCACAGUCACUGCAAAUGCCACAGUGCACCCACCUGUUUCUGAAACACACCCCUAUGAGAACGUGGACCCCACCAGCAUGCCCCCUGAUAUGGGUUACGGCUGUAAGAUGGUGGAUGGUGUUAUGCACUUGUACACGACGAGGAACACUAUGGAUAAGACCACAGAGCUGGAUCUGCCGUAUCCAGACCUGCAGGAGUACAUCGCUGAUAUGAACGUCAUGAUGGCUCUCAUUAUAAACGGGCCAGUAAAGUCCUUCUGCUAUAGACGUCUGCAAUACCUCAGCUCCAAAUUCCAAAUGCACAUCCUGCUCAAUGAGAUGAAGGAGCUGGCAGCACAGAAGAAAGUCCCACAUCGAGACUUUUAUAAUAUCCGUAAGGUUGACACGCACAUUCAUGCUUCCUCUUGUAUGAACCAGAAGCACCUUCUACGUUUUAUCAAAAGAGCCAUGAAGAAGUAUCCCAAAGAGAUUGUACACGUGGAAAGAGGCAGGGGUCAGACACUGAUGGAGGUGUUUGAGAGCAUGCACCUUACAGCCUUUGACCUGAGUGUUGACACACUGGACAUGCAUGCAGAUCGUAACACUUUCCACCGAUUUGACAAAUUCAAUGCCAAAUAUAAUCCCAUUGGCGAGUCCAUCCUGAGAGAGAUCUUCAUCAAAACGGACAACUACAUUGAGGGGAAAUACUUUGGUCACAUUAUUAAGGAGGUGAUGGCCGACUUGGAGGAGAGCAAGUACCAGAACGUGGAGCUCAGGCUGUCAAUCUACGGCCGCUCCAGAAACGAGUGGGACAAACUGGCCAGAUGGGCAGUCAAACAUCAGGUCUACUCCGACAACGUGCGCUGGCUUGUCCAAGUGCCACGACUCUUUGACGUCUACCACACGAAGAAGCAGCUGUGCAACUUCCAAGAAAUGCUGGAGAAUAUCUUCAUGCCUCUGUUUGAGGUUACGGUCGACCCCAGCAGCCACCCAGAGCUGCACCUCUUCCUUCAGCACGUUGUGGGUUUCGACAGCGUGGAUGAUGAAUCAAAACCAGAGCAACAUAUCUUCAACCUGGACAGUCCGCUCCCAGUCAACUGGACAGAAGAGGACAACCCGCCCUAUUCCUACUACCUCUACUACAUGUAUGCAAACAUGACUGUGCUGAAUCACCUGCGCAGGCUGCGGGGGUUCCACACACUCGUCCUGCGUCCUCACUGUGGCGAGGCAGGGCCGAUCCAUCACCUGGUUUCUGGUUUCAUGCUGACCGAGAAUAUCUCCCAUGGGCUGCUGCUCAGGAAGGCUCCUGUGCUGCAGUAUCUAUACUACCUAGCCCAGGUAGGCAUCGCCAUGUCUCCUCUCAGCAAUAACAGCCUGUUUCUCAGCUACCAUCGUAACCCACUACCAGAGUACCUGUCCAGAGGCCUCAUGGUCUCUCUGUCUACAGAUGACCCUCUGCAAUUUCACUUUACCAAGGAGCCAUUGAUGGAAGAGUACAGCAUUGCUGCUCAAGUGUGGAAACUGAGCUCCUGUGACAUGUGUGAGCUUGCCAGAAACAGUGUACUGAUGAGUGGAUUUUCUCAUAAGGCAAAGCGUUACUGGCUGGGCCCAAACUACAUUAAAGAGGGACAGGAAGGCAAUGACAUCAGGCGAACCAACGUUCCUGACAUCCGUGUCGCGUACCGGUACGAGACCAUGUGUGAGGAGCUAAAUUUAAUCACACAGGCCAUUCACACAGAUGAGCUGGAGACCAUCAGAGAGGAGGGAAGUCUUUGUAUGGGAGCUGUGCAGGUGGAGAAGUGACCGUGCUGCACAACACAAACAAAAUUCUCACCACAUUCCCUGUUUUUACAUCAGGACAUUGCACAGAUUUACAUGUAAACAUAUCACAUCAUGUAAAAAGAGAAAAGCUAUGCUACAGGAAGAUAAUGAGAGCUGCUGGUAGCCAAUAUCAGGGAGAGAAUUUAUAGUCUGUGCACCCAAGGUGUUUGCUUCUUUUAGUUUUUUGAGUCCCGCUUUCUUUAUGUUAUCACAGUAAUUAGAAUUUCAUAACAUCUUUUGUUCUUUAUUUUGUUUUGUUUUUUUAAUGGUUUGUGACCAUAUCGUGUCAUAUUUACAUGUUUGUACAAUGCAAUUCUUCCUGUAGCAGAUUUGAGUAACAUUCACAUUCAAAAUUUUAAUCAACUCAUAAAAAAUACACUGGAUCCAACAAAGAAUCAAGACUCCAGCGUAACGCCAUGCAGGUCUCUUUUAGGCCUUUCGUGCAAUUUAAGUGAACCAAGAUCAACUGUCUUGAGAAUCCGUAAAAGGCUUAAACUAUUAAGAAAGGAGAGGGCAUAGAAACUAUUCAACUAUGUCUCAAAAGUAAGGCUGUUGGCGGGUGUUCAAGGCACCAGUAAUGCAGGCCAUACAGAGGAUACGUGGAUGACUGGAAAUGUACUGAAGAGUGUUGCGUAAGAGUCCCAUGGAGAGUAAACUAAAGUUGACCAAAUAGACGUGGAAGGCUGCCAGAGAAAUGGAGCAGAUGAACUCCCAGGAUUUUAUAACCUGAAAUAACCUGAACCUUAAACUUAAGCAAAGCAGGAUACAGCAAGAAUUCAUAUUACUUUUAGACCAACAAAAUAAACUACGCCUUGCAGUCGCAGUGAAACCUGAGGAAAGAGUUAAACACCAGCGUGGACUCAAGGACAAACUGAUUAGAAUUCAGUGGUCAAAGAUUAAAGUCAUCGUGACUUCACAAAUUCACUGGUCCUUGGUUCUUACUUUAAAUUACUUCAAAAUCCACACAUCCACAGUAUUAGUAAAAGCAAAUUUGCAUCUACAGAUUGUGGUUUGUGUAACAAGUUGAGCUGCAGCAGACAUGCCCUUUUUAUGAACAGCUGAUUGAUUUUGACUGAAUGGGGUCACACGCGUUUCCAGUCACACUAACUUAAUUAUUAUUGGGUUAUUUGAGACUUAGAUGUUCAAAUAUAAUUUUAACUUGAGUGUUUCUUGGCAAAUGAUUAUGUAGCUGCUAGUCUAGUCAGGGGGGUUUGAUCUGUUUAUAGCGAGUCUGUCAGAGUUUAUUAAAAGUUUAACCUGCUUCAGUAACAUUUUUGUUUCCUUGUAGAAAAGGAAUUCCCCCCGAGACGACAGAAACUUAAAAUGCUAACACACCCAUUCCUAAAUUAACAGCCAAAUAAAUUACAAAUAUUACUUAUUGUUUAAUAGUUUCUGAAAUCAUUACAUUUACUAAAUCAUGACAUUUGUAGUGAAUCGGUUCAGCAUCCGGUACAACAGCCUUUUAAUAAUGUCCGUAGUAAAAAUGACGAACUUGGUUGAAUUGUUUUAGGUAUAUGGUUGACAUUUCUGCUAUAAUUACCCACAGGACCUUAUGCAGGGUAACUAGCUUAAAAAGUCUCAGUCUUCAGAUAGUUUUACUGUUAUUUUAGCAGUCAUUUCAAUGACUCAGUGCAGUGAGAGCACAUAAGCAUUUGUGUGCAGUGACGCUUCUCAUUUGUAUUAUACUCCUAGUUUGUGACAUUGUUUCUGGCAGUCUAAACUUAAUUAUGGUACCAUCUGUCCUUUACAUUAAGUUAUUUCUGAGUAAUAGUACAGUGAGUGGUGCAUGCUGAUCCCCUCCCUCGGUGUUCCCUCCCUGCACAAGUUCAACCAUUGCCAAAUCAACAAAAAGUCAUUUUUAUACAGAACUGAGAAUCUGCUAACUUGACAAACUCCUGCCUUCAGUUUAGGUCCUGGUGUCGUCAAACGGCUGCUUGUUGCUAUUUCAAAAGCACUGUGUGUCCUCCCACAGAAACAUGUGUGUGGUUUGUGUUCAGUAAAGCUGUUUGUGUCUGUAAAAAAUAAACCUUAUUUGCAUUGGA
Messenger RNA from Haplochromis burtoni (Burton's mouthbrooder), 7273 nucleotides. It is a transcript of the gene ampd2b, whose product is annotated as adenosine monophosphate deaminase 2b. Bases 2775 to 5213 code for a protein of 812 amino acids. Gene Ontology annotation, biological process: AMP metabolic process; IMP salvage. Gene Ontology annotation, cellular component: cytosol. The record is from RefSeq and is a predicted model, not a curated record. The transcript is spliced from 18 exons. Gene Ontology annotation, molecular function: AMP deaminase activity. NCBI's taxonomy places the organism in Eukaryota, Metazoa, Chordata, Actinopteri, Cichliformes, Cichlidae.